CCUCACUCCACAGACAUGUCGCACAAUAGCUGAAGUAAACCUGUCACCGUCCGCGGCUCAUCAUCUGAGCCUCCACAAACACACUGCAGCUGGGAUUUCAAUGGCACAGCCUCUCCUCUGUCGCUCCCCUCGCGUCGGACCGUACGUUUGAAAACGUCUGGAUAUGAAUUAUGAGCAUUUUCCUCACUAAUGAACUGGGCCAGUAAUGCAGGAGACCGCGGCGACUCUCUCAUCACUGUUUCAAGAUGGCAGAUUUUCAUUGAGUUUUGAACAGAAAUCUCCCUUUAUUCUUUUGCCAUGAAUAACAGAAAUCCUUGCACCGAUGGCCCCUGUAUACGAAGGUAUGGCCUCGCAAGUGCAAGUGUUCUCCCCUCACACUCUCCAAUCAAGUGCCUUCUUUAGCGUGAAGAAACUGAAGGUGGAGCAGAGUUGUAACUGGGAUAUGACAGGGUACGGCACACACAGCAAAGUCUACAGCCACAACAGCAGCAAGAACUUGUCGGCCGCCAGUGGAAUCCUCGGCAUUAACAGUUCCCUGCAGGUUGUCAGCUCCACCCUGCCCUACGAGCAGGCACUCAUCUUCCCAGCCAGCGCGGGCCACAUUGUGGUUGCCUCAGCCAGCAGCACUUCGGGGGCCGUGGGGUCUCUGCUGGGCAGCGGGGGUGGAGGCAGCAGCAGCAACAGCAGUGGUGGUGGAGGUGGCGGCGGCAGUGGCUUGGGUGGCGGAGUUGGUGUUCACAACCUGACACGCCGCAGCACGGUCAGUCUCCUUGACACCUACCAGCGAUGCGGGCUUAAACGCAAAAGUGAAGAGCUUGACAGCAACAGCAGCGUGCAUAUCAUUGAGGAGCACGGCCUAUCGAUGAUCCAGAACGGAGCAGUCAGUGGAGCCACGGUGGCCACAGCCACCUCCACCGCAACGUCCAAGAACAUCGGCUCCAAUAGCGAGGGGGACUACCAGCUGGUUCAACAUGAGGUGCUUUGCUCCAUGACCAACACCUACGAAGUGCUGGAGUUCUUGGGGCGAGGAACCUUUGGACAGGUGGUUAAGUGCUGGAAGAGGGGCACCAACGAGAUUGUGGCGAUAAAGAUCUUGAAAAACCACCCGUCGUAUGCACGGCAGGGUCAGAUCGAGGUCAGCAUCUUGGCGCGUCUCAGCACAGAGAAUGCAGAUGACUACAACUUUGUGAGGGCCUACGAGUGCUUCCAGCACAAGAACCACACGUGCCUGGUAUUUGAGAUGCUGGAGCAGAACCUGUACGACUUCCUCAAGCAGAACAAGUUCAGCCCUCUGCCGCUCAAAUACAUCAGACCCGUGCUACAGCAGGUGGCCACAGCGCUAAUGAAACUGAAGAGCCUGGGGCUGAUCCAUGCUGACCUAAAGCCAGAGAACAUCAUGCUCGUGGACCCGUCUCGACAGCCCUACCGGGUCAAAGUCAUUGACUUUGGCUCAGCCAGCCAUGUGUCAAAAGCAGUCUGCUCUACUUAUCUACAGUCCAGAUACUACAGGGCUCCGGAGAUCAUCCUGGGUCUGCCAUUCUGUGAGGCCAUAGACAUGUGGUCCCUGGGCUGUGUGAUAGCCGAGCUCUUCCUGGGUUGGCCCCUCUACCCCGGAGCCUCAGAGUACGAUCAGAUCCGGUACAUCUCACAGACACAGGGUCUGCCUGCAGAGUAUCUGUUGAGUGCAGGGUCAAAGACCACCAGGUUCUUCAACAGAGACCCCGACUCCACCUAUCCUCUCUGGAGACUUAAGAUUCAAGAGGACCACGAGGGUGAAACAGGGAUCAAGUCCAAGGAGGCUCGCAAGUACAUCUUCAACUGCUUGGAUGAUAUGGCGCAGGUGAACAUGUCGUCGGACCUUGAGGGGAGCGAGAUGCUGGCAGAGAAGGCUGACAGGAGGGAGUUCAUCGACUUGUUAACCAAGAUGCUGACCAUCGACGCAGACAAGAGGAUCACCCCUAUCGAAACGCUCAACCACCCCUUUGUCACUAUGACACAUCUCCUCGAUUUUCCACACAGCACACAUGUGAAGUCUUGCUUCCAAAACAUGGAGAUCUGUAAGCGCCGUGUCAACAUGUACGACACGGUCAACCAGAGCAAGACGCCCUUUAUCACCCACGUGGCCCCCAGCACCUCCACCAACCUCACCAUGACCUUCAACAACCAGCUGAACACUGUGCACAGCCAGGCCACCAACCUGGUUCCCUCCUCCGCCAACAAUGCCACCCUUUCCUUUGCAAGUCCUGAUGUCUCUAUACUAAACUACCAAUCUGCACUCUACCAGCCCUCUGCUGCCUCCAUGGCGGCCGUGGUCCAGAGGAGCAUGCCUCUGCAGCCUGUACCUCCUCAGCUCUGCGCUGCCCGGCCCGACCCCUUCCAGCAGGCGCUCAUCGUCUGCCCACCUGGCUUCCAAGGGCUGCAGGCGUCCCCUUCCAAGCACACCAGUUACUCUGUGCGGAUGGAGAAUGCUGUUCCCAUAGUGACGCAGGCCCCUGGUGCCCAGCCUCUGCAGAUCCAACCUGGCCUGCUUACACAGCAGGCCUGGCCCAGCGGCACCCAGCAGAUCCUGCUGCCUCCAGCCUGGCAGCAGCUCACCCACACCUCAGUCCAACAUGCCACUGUCAUCCCCGACUCCAUGAGCAGCACACAGCCUCUCACCAACUGGAGGAAUUCCCAUCCUCAUGGCAGCCAUUAUAAUCCCAUCAUGCAGCAGCCAGCCUUGUUGGCUGGCCACGUCACGCUCCCAUCUAACCAGACGCUCAAUGUGGGAGUGGCACACGUUAUGAGGCAGCCCGCAACCAAUAACAACUCCAAAAAGAACAAACAGCACCAGAUGUCUGCCAGGAACAUGUCCGCCUACGAGGUGUCGUCCUCUCAGGCGGUGCUGUCCCCGCAGCGCUCCAAGCGGGUGAAGGAGAACACGCCUCCACGUUGCGCUGUGCUACAGAAUGGCUCAGCCUCCAACUGCCAGCCCCAGCAGGGCUGUGGUUGGGGGGCUAGCGAAGCAGAGCAGGCUUCCAGCACCACCCGCGACCAUCAGCACCAGCACCACGUCCCCAGACAGACCAUCAUUAUCCCCGACACGCCCAGUCCUGCAGUCAGCAUCAUCACCAUCAGCAGUGACACAGAUGAGGAAGAUGACCACAAACAAAAGAAAAGUUCAUCUUCAAAGCAGCGGAAGAAUGUCAUCAGUUGCGUGACGGUCCACGAUUCACCCGACUCCGACUGCUCCAGCAACAACAGCCCCUACACUGUGGAGUCCAGACACCCCAACAACAACAGCUACGACACAAAGACCACCAUCCUGGACAACUACAACAACGGGAACCCCCGCACCAUCAUCAUUCCCCCUCUCAAAACCCAGAACAGUGAGGUCCCGAAUGAGUGUGAGCGCCUGAUGUCAGAUGCAAUGAACCAUCAGAAUACAGUUUACAAAUUCAAAUCCUCCAAUAUAGUGCUGUCUGGCAAUCAUCACCUCCCAGGAGGCGUGACCGGAGGCGUGACCUACCGACAGCAACGCUCGGGGCCACACCCCCUCCAGCAGCAGCCUCUCAAUCUCAGCCAGGCCCAGCAGCAUAUGGUAGCUGAGCGAAAUGGCCAUCGGCGCCAGCAGGCCUACAUCACCCCCACCAUCGCCACUCAGGCCCCGUACACCUUUCAUCACAAUAGCCCCUCUCACACGGGCAAUGUACAUCCGCACCUGGCAGCCACACACCUACCCGGCCAGCCCCACCUCUACGCCUACACAACCCCUGCUGCUCUGGGCUCCACUGGCACCGUGGCUCACCUGGUGGCGUCACAGGGCUCGGCGCGCCACCACGCAGUCCAGCACGGAAGCUACCCACCAAGCAUCGUCCACCAGGUCCCAGUCAGCAUGGGCCACCGUGUGCUGCCCUCGCCCAACUUGCACCACAGCCAGUACCAGGCCCAGUUUGCUCACCAGGCCUACAUCAGCGCUUCGCCCGCCUCCACUGUCUACACUGGAUACCCGCUGAGCCCCACCAAGGUCAACCAGUACCCUUACCUCUAGAGAAGACACUGACCGACACUGGAGAGCCUGACCCAGCGCUGCUGCUGCCCCCGAACCCACUCGCCCUGAGCCCCGUCGACAUCCUUAACAUCCUCUCCUCGACCUCAGACAUAUACAGAGACAGAGGAACAUGCAAUCCUCAUGAAACUGUCACGUGUAACUUGAAGAUAUAACGACAAAGAGAAAAAGAAAAAAGAUUCACAGCCUCUCUAGAAGGGAAAGAUGGGGUUGAAUUUCAGAGGGGUACACUUCAAGAUGUUUUCUUUACAUUUUUUUUUCUCCUAAAAAGGGCCAGUUUUUGCUUUUAUUUGUCUAUUCUUCGCUUUACUUUAUGAGUAAAAGUAAUGUCUCAUUAGUUUUACAGGGACGUUAGAAACCAGCCCUUUGGGACAGUGGAGGUUUUCAGAUUUCUUUUUCUUUUUUCUCCCCUCUUCAAUUUGGGAAGUGACUAUUGAACAGGGGUUACUGACUGGAAGUUUGGAAUCCCAAGAGAUUUGGGAGAAGGUGAAAUACGGAAACCUGCUGCUCUUCAAAGAAAAAAAUAUUGAUGGCCUUGAACUGUCUUAAUAUUUCCAAAUCAUUCAUGGUGUGGGGAGAAAAGAGAGGCAACUCCUCCCACUCCACCUUCUCCAGCCGAGGAGGCUUCUGGAAAUAUAACCAACAGAAGACAAAAAACUUUUUAGUGUAUUUAUAGAUAUUUUUUCCUUUAUGUUUCACCUUUAUGACGAUACUUCAGCUUUUUUGCUAGGUGUCUUAGCUGGGCCCCGUUCUUAGAAUGUAGCAGUCUGCACCAGUUUGUUUUAAGAUGAAAACUUUGUUUUUUUCAAAUACCAAUAGAUUUAUUUGUUCCUCUUUUUUUCAAUGUGAUUGCACAAAGUGGUUAUAAUAACAUAGGCAUGUACAACGUGAUUGUCUGUGUGUGCUACUGUCAGCCAUGCGUGUGUAGUCCACCUCCUUAAAACUCUCUUCAGUCUUUAGGUUUUUGACCAUUGUUCCCUCGUAGUGCCUUACAGAUAUAACGACACAGUUUACUUGGCUUGGAUCCUGAAAGCCACAAGAGACUAUAGCUAUACUUAGAGAGACAUGUUUCCCUGGUUUGGCAUCCUAGUCGAGGCAGUUGUAGCUCUCUUCCAGGUGUAGGCUCAGCCCUUGCUGUUUCUUGUCCUUAAUGACAGCAUACUAAUAGAUGAUGAAGAUUAAUGUCAGAGUUGAUAUCACGCUGAGCUAUUUUAUUAUGUGUGCAUGAGAUAACUUGCCUGGGGUACUUACCAAAGUCAUAGAUAAAUUCUUGUUACAUUUUGCUCUGGAUAUUAAUGUAAAUAUGAAAAUGUACAGACUAGCUGUAGCUGUAAACCUCUAUCACAGUGGCACCCAAAAUGUGGCUUUAGUUUGGAAUAUAUCUGUCGUUUUUAUACUCACACAAGGGAAUUCAUGCAGCGUGAUCACAGAGACAAUAGCUCAGUUUUCAAGUACAUGGAAUGAGUUACAGUACAAUGUUUGAGACACAGUAGAGGUUGUUUGUUUUAAGGUUAAAAGCUAGUCUGAGAGAAGGGCCUGACAGAAAGUGAUUGUCGCCAUGAGGUUGGUUCUGUGAGGCUAUAGGGAUAGCCGGGUCUGCAGAGAAGAGGCAGAGUAUCGAGGGUUGUUUGAGUGAAGAUACUGUGUAGGCACGAGUGAGAGGGCUGUUUGAAAGCGUAGGGUCCGUUUAGGUAGGGACUGUGGAGGGCAGGGUGAAACGCUCUACCUUAAAUGGGACUAUAAUGGUAGCAAGUUGGCACUGAGCAGGUUGAUAGUAACACUGAGCCCGGGUGGUUGGUAGGAGCCCAAAGAGGGGGCACUACCUUACCUGAAUGCACCCAUAUAAUUCUGACGAGAAUCCUUUGUGUUGUUGUCGUUUGUUACUCCAGCAAAGAUAAUUGGAAGUUAUUUGUCGCGCUUGAGGUUUGGGUAGCAUCUAAAAAAAAGCUGCAAGAACAGAACAGAAGGGAAAAGCCACAGCAUACACCUGGAAGGGCACUUUGUGGACGAUUUUUUUGCCACUGUCCAUUUGUCUUCGAACCAGGUACGCCGCAGACAUCGCACGCCAGCCGAUUGGGAUACCUGAACACUUAGAGAACCAAUAGGGCUGUCGCUUUGUGUGUUUGCUGCUUGAUUUAACAGACUUUCUUUUCCUUGUAGCCAAUGAUACAAAUAAUCUCCUCUGUUCAUUUGUCCUGUUGAACAUUUAGGCACAUCAGUACCGCUGGUGGUUUAGUGAAAGCCUUCCCCUCCCUCUCUUUCAUGGUAUGCCAUAGUACUUGCAUUUGAAGUGAUUUUGUUUUUGUUUUGUUUUUUAACUUAACAUUAUCUUGAACUUUUUGGACAUGGCUGUAGUACAUGUUGUGUUUAUUUUUUAGAGAUUGUUGCAAUAAUUCUUGUGGAUGUUUUAUUAAGAGCGUGUGUGUGUGUGUGCGUGUGUGUGUGUGUGUGUGUGUGUAUGUGUGUGUGUGUGUGUGUGUGUGUUUAUUAUAUGUCAGGCUCAUUUCUAUUUUGUAACCUGGGGGUUGAUGUACAGUAAUAUUUAGUAUUCCGUGAAGGUGGGUGCACCUGUGUAAAGUGUUGCAACACUGCUGGUGUUAGUAAGUGUUGAGUUGAUGAUAAUCCAAUGGGGCCCUUAUAGAUAGAUGCUUUGGCAUGAUUGUGCCACAGCCAGGUUUGAAAUACAACAAUGUAUUUUUACAAAUCGCUUGACGGGCCCCAGAGUGGUCAUCCUGGAACUUUUUACCCCCACAACUCUUCACUCCCCGUCAGCUCCAGCAUGCAAGCCCAGGGUCCGGGUAGUUAAAGAUGUGAUUAUAUAGUAUGUUGCAGGUUACAUCAUUCUUCUCUGUUCUGUUGUUGUCCUUUUAUUUUUAUUGUAUCUACUUAAUUUCCUCUAGGUCAUAGGAGCCUAAGCACACACGCUUAAGGGAGAUGAUUUUCCAUUGAAAUCUUUUGGCUCCUCUGUUAUUAUGAGACAGACUACUGAAACAUUCCACUGUUGCUCAUGCUACACUGCUGUGUCCUGUCCCCUCUCCCAUCAGCACGGGGACAGCAUUGUCACACUAGGACUUUUCUUUUUCGCACCUCCCACCAAAGAAUUCAACAGAUCGAUCAUGUACAGCACAGCACAGUACAGUACUCCACAGCGUUGCUAGAGCAGGCAGGCAAUAACUUCUGAUCUCAUCUUUAAAACACUUUUCAAGUGCAUUUGAGGACAUGUUGUUUUACCCCCAAGCAAAUGCAUGUGUGCAUAUGAGUACACACGGAAGAGUUAACAUACUUAAUACAGCACAGUCAAUUUCUUUUCAAAUCUACUUUCAUUACUCCUCACACUUGCGAUGUCAAUAAUUAUUUAACCUCUCUCCAAAUUGUUAUGCCAGUUGUUUCUUUUUUACGUUGUUGAUGUUGUAGCUUUAUUGGUGUUCUAUGAAAAUGAAUUUGUAAACUAAAAGGUUUGUUUUUACAUUAGCGUGCCAUGGAAUAGAAUGACCUGUAAAAAAAUUAAUUAAUCAAAAAUGUACCAACUAUACCUUUAAAACCAUGGUCACCCGCACAAAAUGAAUGUAAUAUGUGACCUGCAGCAUCUGAAAUGGCUUUAGAUCUUUCUCAGUGGGUGGCCAUUCAUUUCAUUUCUACACCAUUUGUGGCCAUGCAUGAUGCAAUAAUUAUACAUCUGAUCUCCAGCAAAAUCCCAUAUUAGAGAAAUAAUGUAAAAUUACCACUAUCCUCAUGAUUGGGGGACAUCAAAUAAAACUAUUUUCUCAAAUGAAACAUCCAAUUAAGAGAAGCCCUGUAUGCGCGACAUUGUGGAAAAAUGACUUGAUGUGUAUGAUACGUUUGUCUAUUACUGUUUCACAUAACCAAUGUUUUGUGUUUUAUAAAAAAGGGGAAUCAGAAAUGUGAGCAUUAACGUAGAUCGAGUGACCUUACAAUUACCAAAAUGUGCUUAAGUAGAGUGUAAAAAAUGUUUUGUGUUGUUUAGGUGAGCAUAGCCUUCCCAGCGAGCGACUUUACUGUUAGAGUACUGCCUUCCAAAUAACCAACAAUACCUCCAAAGGUUUAAGGUGACAUUUAAAUUAGAGGAAACUAAAUAAGGCAGUGUCUCACUCUCUAUGAAGCCUGGCAUUCUCCUAGAAAAUACACUCAAACUUUCAGCUUUGCUCAUGGUGUUAUCGUGAAACAUUCCUGAGAGCAUGAUGGCGCACAGUGCUGCAUUAGUCUUCAGACAAACUCCUCUAAGGUGACUUGGAGCUCGGCAGAAGUGAACAGACAACCCGCAACAUCAAGCCGCUCGUUUAGUAUAAACCAUUUGGCAAAGUCGCAGCUGCCUCCCAAAGUAGGAACAGGUGUUAGGUGGAUUAAUUAUGAGCUGAUGUACUCUCCGUCACCAGGAAAUUCAUAAUCUAGCUACACAAGCAUUCUUAAAGCCCUUUCGGAUGAGAGUGUAUGUUUUUUUUAGGUUUAUUUUUUAUUUUCAUUGAGGAGAUCUGCUCCUUUUGCUGGCUAUUCCUUGGGGGGAAUUCAGGGUGAGGUGGUCAAGGUUUGAUGCCAUCACUGAUAGAGGGUGUCCGGCGAUUACAAUGUAUGAAUUUAAGAACCAAAACUGAUUAAAAUGCGAUUGUUUUCCCACUAUCUUCACUUAUUCUAAUUUGUGUAAAACCAUGGAUAUAUGGAUUCAUUUCUCCAACCUUAAAUCCCCAAAUUUCUGUGUUAUAAGAUCUUUGGUCCUACUUUACACAACUAAAACAUAUAGCUUUCCCCAUCUUACUUUAAGAGAGAUUUCUAGCCAAAGACAGUUAUUUUUGUAGUGUUAAUAAUUCGAAUCUAGAAGCGGUAGACCAAAGCUUACAUUCAAAGCCAGAUUUGUCAGUUUACACUACAAAAAUAAUCAUCCUAAACUAGAGGUCAUGUCAAAGUCACAAUCUCUGGUACGUUGGUACGUUCUCAAAGCUCUGAAUUAGAGUAACUCAAUUUCUCAAAUGCUGAUUUAUCAGCUUACUUACAUUUUCUAAAGACCUAAGAGUGCAUCAAACCCUGACCCCCUUUUGUGUCCAUUGCUGUAUGGUUUCUCAAUGGUGUAAAAUCUCAUUCUUUUUCGAUAAAGCUAAUGUGUGCUGCAGUAUUUCCUAGUAUACUUCUCUGUUAAUUGUCUUUUCUUAUUUACUUUUGUUUAUUGGGGUGUGAUGUCUCAUUAUUUCAAUCUGUUGAUGUAGCGUUCUAUGUAUACCCUGUUCCUUGGCCUAAUAUUAUUAAGUAUGUUAUGAGAAUGGAUAUUUUACUGGCUUUAUAGAAUGUUUAAAUAAAUAUAAUAAUGACAAUAAGAAGAAGGAUUAAUUAAACCUCCUAACAAGUUGAGUACUUGCUACUAAGCUCUUGUGUUACCAUUAUGAUGUUGUGUGCUUCUCUUAAUCAUUUUCGUUGUAGAAAAAUGGAGUGAAUUUAUAUUAGGCUUCGAAUAAACUAAUGAUAGCAUUGUAAAUUUUACAGGAGGAUUUUAACAGACAAACCGCUUCGUCAAAUAGAAGAAUAUAGUUAUUUUAAUUGUCCUCUUUAUUAACUGUAGGGUGAGAAGGGGCUCGCGUUGUGGUGAACUAUGUUAUAGCUUGUUAUUCACUGUUACUUUUGAUCAUUUUUUCGGUCUCCGAGGUGAAUCGAGUUAUUAAUGAGAAUUUGUAUGCUCACAUAUGCAUAUUGUAUAUGUGUAGAAAUGUAAUCACACUUUGUCUUGGAUUUACAUUAAACUGUUAAGUCACGGCA
Messenger RNA from Cottoperca gobio, 9808 nucleotides. It is a transcript of the gene hipk2, whose product is annotated as homeodomain interacting protein kinase 2. Lineage: Eukaryota; Metazoa; Chordata; Actinopteri; Perciformes; Bovichtidae. Gene Ontology annotation, biological process: peptidyl-threonine phosphorylation; positive regulation of transcription by RNA polymerase II; smoothened signaling pathway. The transcript has 15 exons. The record is from RefSeq and is a predicted model, not a curated record. Gene Ontology annotation, cellular component: PML body; nucleus; cytoplasm. Gene Ontology annotation, molecular function: transcription coactivator activity; transcription corepressor activity; ATP binding. The coding region runs from base 323 to 4030 and encodes 1235 amino acids.